GAGGGAGACAGCCUGAAGAUAACUAGAGCAUCACAGGUCCUCGCGCCAGACCGAGCGGGGGGGUUUGAAUCAUCUCGAGCCUGGUCCAGCUCCAAUCCUGCGCGACGAUUCUGUCGAUUCCUUUGUCCACCAACCACCCCGGUCCUAUCUAUUCUACCUGCAGCGCACCGGAAGAUUUCGUUCGCUCGUCCGCUCGUUCAUAUUCUCUUUUAAACUUUCUUGGUCUACAGUUACCUUUACACUCUUUUCGAUUCCAGGCGCCUCGUGUAGUACGUCGGUUGCUGUUCCGACCGACAUGACAAUAUGAUCUCCAGUAGAAAACACGAUGGCGCGCAACACGGUUAUGUGGAUCCUGCAGUCCAACUGAAUGUCGGGCUUUGGACGCUCUUUGCCGGUGCAACUGCUUUCUUGGCUAUGAGGAUAUGGAUCAAAGUUACUCGUCGACAUGGUUUGUGGUGGGAUGACCACAUUCUCCUCAUUUCAUGGGUGAUACUAGCUGCCAACAACUCCAUCAUUACUCUUGAAUACGCAACUGGUUAUGUCCAAGCUACCUGGGAUGAUCGCAUGCACAUACUCAUCAAUAUCACUUCAUGCGGCACUCUUAUCAACCAAUCGCUUACCAAGACGGCAUUUGCAGUCACUCUGCUGAAGCUUACCAAGAACUGGGGAAGAUGGAUCCUCUGGUUCUGUAUCAUUUCUAUGAACUCGUACAUGAUCGCAAAAGUUAUCCUGCAAUGGGCAAAGGUCUGCGGAAAGUCAUCCUACGACGUCUGGUAUCGUCUCGACUUCUGUCUCGAGCCAAAGUUCAGGGAGGAUUUCAAAGAGGGUGGCAACGUCUACAACAUUAUUAUGGAUUUCGUCCUGGCAGUCUUUCCAUGGGUCAUUACCUGGAACCUCGAUAUGCGAAGGGUUGAGAAAAUUGGUCUUUGUGUUGCCAUGAGCCUGGGUAUGGUUGUCGCCGUUAUAUCAGCCAUCCGCACAGGCUGGAAGGACGAGGGUAACCAGAAAGACGAAUGGUACUUUUGGCGCAACGCCCACUCCAACAUCUGGUACUCAUCGGAGAUCGUCGGCACCAUCAUCGUCCAGUGUAUUCCCGUCUUACGACCUCUUAUCCGCGAUAUCAAAACCUCUCUCACUUCGAAGAAACUCGCAUCUGGCGAUGAGUUGACCAGGCGCAGCAGAGGCCCAUCCGUUUUCGGCUUCGGAUUCGGUCCAGGCCCGACCAUUGGCACAAAAUCAUCCCACAAGGCACACAUCUACUCCGACGCACGCACUACCUUCAACGACACAAAGAGUGAUCCCAACCCCGAUUCGUGGGACAACCAAGGCAUCUUUCAGAAAAGGGAAUUCGAGCUCACCACCAUGGAAGUCAAAGCCCAAAAGGGAGCAGAAUUGGUGUGAAAGCUUGUUUUUCUUUUUUAUUUCUGGGCGUAGUUGUUAGGAUUUUGGGGAAAAACACGGUCAGAGUAGAAUACAAUGCUUCGCGGCAAAGGAAAAAAAAUGAUGUU
Bipolaris sorokiniana ND90Pr is the source of this 1508-nucleotide messenger RNA. RefSeq lists its product as uncharacterized. The record is from RefSeq and is a predicted model, not a curated record. The transcript is spliced from 4 exons. NCBI's taxonomy places the organism in Eukaryota, Fungi, Ascomycota, Dothideomycetes, Pleosporales, Pleosporaceae. The coding region runs from base 304 to 1401 and encodes 365 amino acids.